AUGGAAGCGAAAUCUCCAAAACCGUCGGAAACGGCUUCAGAAAGAAAGAGCCCGGAAAAAAGCUCGCUAGCUCCUGAUCACCCGCUCCUUCAGCGGUUCCAGAAAGCCCUGAAAGAGCACCUGCUAACCCAGAUAAGUCGUUUAGAGGGCGAAAUAUUCGAAAGCGAAUCCGAAGCUAAGAAAAAGAAUGCAGAGAGGGAACAGCUAGGCGUUCAGACCUACGAAGCUCAGCAGCUGGUUUGCUCACAGCACAAAGUCCUCGAGAACAUCGUCGCAGACUUGCAGACCGUUACUGCGGCGAAGGAGGAAAUGGAGGCGGCCCUAGAAGAGGAGAAACAAAAACAGAAGGGGCUUAGAGAAAAGAUAUAUCUAACGGAGAAAAGUAACAGAGAGCUGCAGAACGAAAUCGAAUCAAUAAAUUACCUGAUACACCAGAUGUCUCAGUGGGAAAACAAAAUAGAAUCAAAUAUAAGCGUGAACCAGCGCAUCGCCGAAAAGACGAGGAAAGACAACUUACUGCUAGCGCAAGAAAAGCGAGCUCAAGACUUGUUGAUUUACAACCUGAUGAGGGAGAUUUGGAGACUAGAAGGCGAGAUCGAAGCGAUGGAAAUUCAGACCAAAGUUCAAAGUUCGGAAAUAGAAGAACAAGAAGAGGCAAUCGCGGUCGGCAACACGAACGUGGAAGCUCUCCAGGCAGAAUACAGGUGCCUCAUGCACUCCUGGAACUCCGUGGUCGUCGCGAUUUCCAACAGAAGCAAAACCAUAGAUUGCCUGAACGAGGAGGUGAACAGGAUGCAGGAGAACCUAAAGAGCAUCACAGCGGAAACCGAACAGGUGAAGAAGCUGACGAAGAAGGAGCUAAUAGAGAACGAACGGAGGACAGUGCUGAAAAAUAGGAUAGAACAGGAUAUAAAAUAUUGCAAAGCCCAAACAGACGAGGAAAUGAAAAAGAGAAACGCCAUCGAAAGAAACAUGUUGGAGUUGCAAGCCAUAUCAGAGCAGACGGAGAAGGACAUCGAAAGUGUCAGGAACGAGAUCCAGCACAGACAAACUUAUUUAGACGUCAUCACGAAAGACUACGACAAAAUCGUAUCGAAGAAGACCGGUUUGGAAGAGAAAUUGCUGAAGAACCUACAGAACCAACUGGCCAACGAUAAGGCGGCCGUCAGCCUGUAUAGAAUGUUGCGCGCCAUCAAAGACAAAACAAAGGACGUGGAAGUUAUCAUGAACGAGGCGGAGAAUAAACGCAGCCGCCUGAUCGCGAACAUCGAGUCGCAGAAGUACAACAAUUACCAAACCAGGGGGAUGCUGCAGGAUCUCCAAAAACAGCAGGCGGAUCUGGAGAAGGAGACCGACGCUCUGCAGGAGGAGAAAGCCAAGUACGACCUGCUGUUCAGGAAGAGAGAGAGACAGUAUGACUAUUUAAAUAGCAAAAUAGAAAAGGCCACGAUCAAGGACCAUCCCACGAUCUCCCCUCAGGAGGUACGGCUGACACAAUUGGAGAAACAGAUCGAGGAGACCCAAGAAUCCAUAAAAAAACUGCAGCUGUUCUGGUUGAGGGAACAAAAAAAUCUACUAGUGGUGUCCAAAGACCGCCAGGAACAGAUCUACAACAUAAACAUGCUAAAGAAGCAAUCUCUCAUCCUCGAACAGAAGAAUUUACGAAUACGCGACGAGAUCGAGGCGUACAAGAAAGCGGCAGAGAAGGUGCUGCACAACAUCAACAGUCUCCAGAAUAGGAGCACCGUCCUUUCGGAAGUAUUAUUCAAGAAGCGCCACCAGAAGACCAACCUGGACAGGAAUAACGUGCUGCUGCAGUCCGAGUACGACACCAAACUGAGAGACGCCGACCUGGCCUGUUUGGAGAUCGAAGCCGAUGUGACCGACAUCGAAGAGGACAGGGUCAAUCUGAGCAAGAAUCUCGUCGAGGUGAACAGGGAGGUGCUGGAGUGGGAAAAGAAGUUGCAGCUGGUCAAGGAGACGUUGAGCAACGUGAAGGAGGAGAGAAGCGAGAGCGGUGAGGUGGGGAACAUGAGGCAGGAGAUACACAAGAUGCAAGUCAUCUACGGCCAGUUGAGGAGGGCACAGGAAAAGUUGGUCAAAGACCUGGAUCACUGCGUCGGCAGGAGGGAAUCCAUCUAUAUGGUGUCGGAGGCUAGGCAGAAGAAAACUCAGGGAGCCGCUGAAAGGACGAGAGUAAAUUACUCAAGAAAAAUGGACAACGUAAAAAAUAAAAUAAAGCAAAUGGAAAGCGAAACGGAAUCGCUCAAAUUGAAAUGCAGGGCUAUCGAGGAGCAGAAGGAAAACUUAUUGCAAGGUCUGGAAAGCACCGAGAGAAACAUCAAGAUGUAUGAAAAUUAUUCCAGUAACCUUAGUCGCGACGUGGAAAUCUCCAAAACCAGCAGACAGAUGAACUUCGAACUUCUACUCGUCAAUCAGAAAAAGGUGAGUCUCUAUCACGACAUAUCGGUGGGGAGGCAGCCGUUCCUCAUGUACAAAACGGAGGACCAACUUGCUACCGAAUAUACUAAACAGAAGGAUCUAUCCAAUAAGUUGGGUAAAAUUGUUGAAAACUUAACCGUGGACUUCCCCAAUUACAAGCAGGAAUUUGAUCGUGUAUAUAACAGUCUGAGGGUAAGCGCUCUCUUGAUGUAUUAA
Molecule: messenger RNA, 2658 nt
Organism: Anoplophora glabripennis (Asian longhorned beetle)
Lineage: Eukaryota; Metazoa; Arthropoda; Insecta; Coleoptera; Cerambycidae
Gene: l(2)41Ab
Product: coiled-coil domain-containing protein 40
Exons: 2
Coding region: 1-2658 (885 amino acids)
Biological process (GO): axoneme assembly
Cellular component (GO): cytoplasm
Source: RefSeq, a predicted model, not a curated record